ACAAAAUUAAAUAAUUAUACAUUCUGCGUCAACUCGAUUCGGAUUGCUUCCCAUUUUUAGAUCAUAGGCUUGCUCUCAAUUAGUUAUAAAUCGUGAUUUUUGUCUCGCUCAAAAUAUCCGAUAAAGAAGACAAAAUGGUUCUAUUAGAGAAUAAUUAUCCCCAAGAAUCUAAUUAACAAACAAACAGGUAUCGAAACCGAAAUAGGUUCGUGAAGAAAGAUAAAAAGAAAUCGCCAGUCGCGACAAUGAUCAUCUCUUCGUUGCAGUUGACCUGUUUCAAUUGUCGAAAUCAUUAAUCUAAUUGAGACCCAAUCAAAUUGAUGACCACUACCGUAUUAUCAUAUUUAAAUAGGGUGUUCAAUUUUUAAUUGUACUACACAGCCAAUUAAGACAAAAAAUAAUGUCGUUGCAAACAAAAAAUAUCUGACUAGGUAUGUAUAAAAAAAUGUUCCUAACUAGAAUGGCCGUUUAAAAAAGAGCUGUAUGUACUUGGAAAGAAAAAAAAAAAUGCUGCGAACAUGCGAAAAAAAGGAGCAUGGCUAAUGAACGUAUAUGAAUACUCGAUCGAGGGCUCGCCAAACAUAAUACUAAUAAAAUGUUUUUAACUCACUCCAACAUCAGCACGUGGUAUGCAAAUUUCGAUUUACAACAGCGCCGUAUGUAUUUCAAAGAAAGAUUGAAAAAAGAACACCGGGAACCAACUUUUUUUUGCCCGUGGCAAUAAUUAUCGCGGAAUUAUUUAUAAUAAAUAACUAGAAAUGUCAACGAUCAAGUCUUUUCGCUCUUCAUAUCGGAUUGAAUAUUCAUUUAAUAUUAUAUAAACUAUUACCGAUCGUCUAUCCCAUUAUCCAUCAACUGCUGCGAAGGGGACACGUUUUUAUGAUAUCUCUAGGUGCAUGAAAUCACGAAGAUUUACGCGAGCAGCAAUCAAUUCUAGAGUUAGAAAAUUUUCAACAUUAUUGCGAUGGAGAAUUUCAGGCAGAUGAAAAGCGAUUGAUUUUUUUACGGAACGAGUUCAAUUCACUCCAGCAACGUCUAUAUCGACAGAAUUCCCUGGCUGUUUUUUAAAAAGAGUCCUGAUUUUCCGAUUUUUCUUGACCACUGGCCACAGUACGUGACUUUUGGCCACUUCUCCGAUUUCUAUUUCCCACAAUGAGCUAUGGCCACCAUAUUCUUCGGCUGUGGCUUAUCACAUCGCGUCUAGCGAGUAUAAAAUCCUCGAGCUCCGGCAAGACCGCGUUAAAUCGCGUUCGCGUUGCAGGACGGUCGGUGUAAAAUAAUAAACGUAAGUCGGGUUUACGGAAUAAAAGGGAAAAUCAAUCGUUUCAACGAUGAAAAGCGGUCGCUCAUCGCUCUUCGUUCUCGUCGUGAUCUUCGGUUUCACCUCGACCAAGAUUUACGACCGGUGUGACCUUGCCCGCGAGUUGUGGAAAAGACUGGAUGGUAAUCGGGAUCAAGUUCCCACGUGGGUUUGCAUCGCAUUUUACGAAUCGAAUUUCAACACAUCGGCGAUCGGCCGUUUGAAUGGCAACUGGUCCUGGGAUCACGGUUUAUUUCAACUUAGCGAUCGUUACUGGUGCGGAAGAAACGGCGUAGCGGGAGUCUGCAAAGUUCCAUGCUUGUCGUUCAGGGAUGACGACCUCGAGGACGACUUACGAUGCAUCGAGAUCAUAUUUAAAGAACACCAGAAAUUGUCCGGCAACGGUUUCAGCGCAUGGGCUACCCACAGAAUGUGUCGAGGACAGAAUGCCCAAAAGUUCAUUGAAGGAUGCGCCAACACACAUUAGAUAUGCAGUACCUCUGUUCUAGUUUUAUUACGAAGUUUUAUAGAGAAUUAUAAUCCGUAAUGAAAUAAAUAAUCGAACAAAUAAAUCGAUAUCCCUUAAAA
Messenger RNA from Athalia rosae (coleseed sawfly), 1888 nucleotides. Its product is annotated as lysozyme C, milk isozyme-like. The transcript has a single exon. The record is from RefSeq and is a predicted model, not a curated record. Bases 1332 to 1787 code for a protein of 151 amino acids. Lineage: Eukaryota; Metazoa; Arthropoda; Insecta; Hymenoptera; Athaliidae.